Molecule: messenger RNA, 1036 nt
Organism: Miniopterus natalensis
Lineage: Eukaryota; Metazoa; Chordata; Mammalia; Chiroptera; Miniopteridae
Gene: SHFL
Product: shiftless antiviral inhibitor of ribosomal frameshifting
Biological process (GO): viral translational frameshifting; innate immune response
Molecular function (GO): ribosome binding; sequence-specific mRNA binding
Source: RefSeq, a predicted model, not a curated record
CGCUGCUAGACCGCCGGGCGCGCCCAAGUGCAGGGGGUGCGGAGCGCGCAGUGCGGACCCUUGCGGGUACCUGCGUAGUCGCCACCAUGUCUCAGGAAGGUGUGGAGCUGGAGAAGAGUGUCAGGCGCCUCCGAGAGAAGUUUCAUGGGAAGGUCUCCUCCAAGAAGGCGGGGACUCUGAUGAGGAAAUUUGGCAGCGACCACACUGGAGUGGGCCGCUCCAUCGUGUAUGGGGUAAAGCAGAAAGACGGACAGGAACUGAGUAAUGACCUGGAUGCCCAGGACCCACCAGAGAACAUGAAGCAGGACCAAGACAUCCAGGCAGUAGCGACCUCCCUCCUGCCGCUAACGGAAGCCAACCUACGCAUGUUCCAACGUGCCCAGGAAGACCUUAUCCCUGCCGUGGACCGGCAGUUUGCCUGCUCUUCCUGUGACCAUGUCUGGUGGCGCCGCGUGCCUCAGCGGAAGGAGGUGUCCCGGUGCAGGAAAUGCCGAAAGCGCUAUGAGCCAGUACCCAGUGACAAGAUGUGGGGCGUGGCUGAGUUCCACUGCCCCAAGUGCAGGCACAACUUCCGGGGCUGGGCACAGAUGGAGUCCCCAUCCCCUUGCUACGGGUGUGGCUUUCCUGUGCAUCCAACACGGAUCCUCCCACCACGCUGGGACCGGGACACGGAUCACCGCAGCACUCACACCCACUCCUGCUCAGCUGCUGACUGCUACAACCGGCGAGAGCCCCACGUGCCUGGGACAUCCUGCGCACACCCCAAGAGCCGGAAGCAGAACCACCUGCCCAAAGUCCUGCACCCCAGCAACCCCCACAUCAGCAGUGGCUCCACUGUGGCCACCUGCCUGAGCCAGGGGGGCCUCCUAGAACACCUGGACAACCUCAUCCUGGAGGACCUGAAGGAGGAGGAGGAAGAGGAGGAGGAGGAGGAGGAGGAGGGCGGGCACAGGGAGUGACCCCUGCCAGGUGCAGACGCAAACCAGACACAGUCUGUAGAUAUUUUGUGUUGUUAUAAAAUAUGAGCUCAAACUGA